AUGGCCUCAAAAGCAAAGCCGAAGACACAAUCAAACGAAGCAAUAAUCGCCGGCUUUAAUGAAUUACGAGCCGAACAAAGACAAGUGGCCAACAAAGUGGCCGAACUCGAGGCCGACCUCUCAGAACACAAACUGGUGUUGGAAGCGUUGGCCGAGACUAACGGCGACCGCAAGUGUUUCCGAAUGAUUGGCGGCGUUCUUGUCGAGCGAACGGUCGCCGAAGUUUCGCCUUCGCUGCAGAAGAAUAAAGAGAUGAUUUCGCAAAUGAUUGAAACAUUGAAACAACAAAUCGUUACUAAAGGACAACAAAUCACGGAAUAUAUGGACAAAAACCAGAUUCAGAUCCGCUCUCAACCGACGGCGCAAUCGUUAGCCGCGUCUGAAUCGGGCGCCGGAGCCGAGGGUUCGGGCGUUUUGGUCGCCAAUAGUUAG
Molecule: messenger RNA, 432 nt
Organism: Medioppia subpectinata
Lineage: Eukaryota; Metazoa; Arthropoda; Arachnida; Sarcoptiformes; Oppiidae
Source: the annotation of a GenBank genome assembly